UCUGGGAAAGCGACGGGAGGUAUGAGGAAUGCUCUGCGGCUAAUGAUAGCAAGGUACACGGAUAGGGAUUUAAUUCACCCCUCGGUCUUCGCUGCUCCUCCGGAAGAGGGAUGUUACUAUGAAAGCUGCUGGAGGACAUAAUUUAAUAAUUUAACGCACUCAGUCCUCGGUUUUUCGUAAUACUUUCCCGCCGAGGCGAGCAGCGACAGCGGCAGAGCCCCGUUAAUCCCGACGAGAGAGCGGAGCGGCCUUGCUUGUGUAGCCGGCUUCCCGGUGCAUCUCAAGCGGUGAGCUCUCUCACGCGAGACCGAGGCUUCCGCAGGAUUAUUUUUCUCCACACCCAGAGAAACGUCGGCGCUCUGGAAUUAUUUUUCUUUCCACUACCUUAUCUUCACCUUCUUAUAUACCUGUCCACGCUGACGGACAGUUUUUAUCGCCAGCGCGGAGGCUUUUUUGUGCCAACGGGGCCUGUUUUGUUUUCGAGCCGCCAUGAACAAUAAUAGAGCGGUGUGACGAGGCUGCCCGGGCUGCACCGCCAAACCACAGUGGAGACACGGAUGCAGCGCUGCAGGAUGAUAAUAAAUGCACCUUGCGAUAGCAGCUCUGGAGCGACGUGAGACCCACCGGGGACGAGCAUGCAUGUGGAGUAUGGGCUACCCGGGGACAGAGCUUUGCAGAGCGGACUACUUUGGCACGAAAGCCCGUGUUUGAAUUUGGGACCUGCUGCUUAUUUCACCAGUUGUAUGUAACCAAGGAAGGCUCCAUGUGUUGUUAAUGUGGGAAACAAACUGAAUCCCAUUGGCUAGAGCGACGUUUUUAUGCAUAAACGGACCCACCACCAUCGUCAUCGUCAUCAUCACCGGGGGGAGCGGUGCUUCCAGAGCCGGGAGACACUGAGGAUGUGACCGGGGAUGAGUGGGAGCCUCUGUGUGGGAUUCACCCACGGAAAAGUGACACCCUCACAGCCACCUAUGUUUGUCCAGACUCCCCUCAGAGAAGCAGUCGUUUUUAUCUCGCAUUAUUUUAUUAUUAUUGGGUUUCUGUAGUGUUUUAACGGUAUCAGUAAGUCUUUUUCACGGACCGGUCCGGCCCGGACUGGAGCUCCCUCCCGGGGCCAGGCAGCUGAGAUGAACCCGGUGAAUGCGACCGCUCUCUACGUGUCCGUGAGCCGCUCUGUGCUGCAGUGCGACCCCCGAGACCCGCGGGCUCUGGCGGAGCUCUGCAAGCUGCUGCCCUUCUUCCGCCAGUCCCUGUCCUGCCUGGUCUGCGGAAACCUGCUGCAGGAUCCCAUCGCUCCCACCGACUCGUCAUGUCAACACUACGUGUGUCGAGGCUGUAAAGGUCAGAGGAUGCAGCUGAAGCCCUCGUGCAGCUGGUGCAAGGACUAUUCCCGCUUCGAGGAGAACCGGCAGCUCUCGCUGCUCGUCCACUGUUACAGGAAGCUCUGCCUCUACAUCACACAGUCGCCGCUCGCCACGCACAUCGCCACCGCCGCUGGCGACUCCCCCGACCUCCAGGCCGUCCUCAACGAGGGCCUGACACAGGCCGAGAGCGAGCCGGAGGCGGAGGACGUCUCCGACUCGGCGGCGCCAUCGCAAACGGCAUCCACCUCUGAUGUGGUUGACGUUCCCCUGGUGACGGAGAUCAAGGGGGAGGAGCUGAGCCCGGUGAGCAUCAACGGACUGCACGACUGUAACGGCCUGGUGAGUUCGGACUCUCUGCAGCCUGUCGCCAUGGACACGGGCGGAGGCAUCAGCAAGCAGGAGAGUUUUUCGGCAGAGAUUCCCGUGUGUGUGAGUGUCACGGCGAGCGAGGAGGCGGGGCUCUGUGACAUCAGCACGUUCGGGGACGAGCUGAAACAUGGGGGAGGGCCGCUGUUGUUGAGCGUGGAGGAGGUGCUCAGGACUCUGGACACGGACCCCGACCCCUCGCCUGAGCCCGACGGCCCCCCCUCUGCACCCCAGUCCACCCUCAACGGACCUCUCUGUCCGUCCGGCCCGGACUCGUCCCGCCUCAUCCCCUCCCUCCCCCCGGAGAACAGCCCCCACCCCCUGCACUCUCACCCACAGCCCUCGCUGCAGCCCCCGCCUCAGCCCUCCCCUGCAGUCCCGUGCCUUCCGCCUCGCUGCCGCCGCAAACGCUCACGCUCGGAAAGCGACAGCGAGAAGGUGCAGCCCCUCCCCAUCUCCAGCCUCCUUCAGGUUGCUCCGCUCGGUCCAAGCAGCCCCGCCCACCACUACCACAACCCCGCUGCCACCAACGCCACCAAACAAGAGCCCCAAUUCCCUGUAGCCCCACCCCACCCUCACUUGGCCCCCGUACCCAACGGCAGUCCAGCCAAAGUGGGGAAGGCGGUCCUGGUCUCCAACAAGGCGCUGAAGAAGACUGUGGAACAUCACAGCGCUGCCAAGAAGGCGUACACCAAGGCCAGGCAGGGGGCCCCCAACAAGCCCCGCCCACAGCCCCGCGACCGCGUGCCCCCGCACCCACACGCUCACCCGCUCACGCAUCCGCCGAGUCCAUCGAAGCCGCUGUACAAGAAACCCGUGGAGAAGAAGGGCUGCAAGUGUGGCCGCGCCACGCAGAACCCGUCUGUGUUGACCUGCAGGGGGCAGCGCUGCCCCUGCUACUCCAACCGCAAGGCGUGUCUGGACUGUAUCUGCCGCGGCUGUCAGAACUCCUACAUGGCCAACGGCGAGAAGAAGCUGGAGGCGUUUGCCGUGCCAGAGAAAGCCCUGGAACAGACGCGACUCACGCUGGGAAUCAACCUCACCAGCAUCACCGCCGCCGCGCUGCGCAGCCCGGCCGCCAGCUCCCCCGGCGGCACCCUCCUCAACGUCACCACGGCGACGGGGGCGCCCGUCACGGCCGCCUUCCUGUCGGGGGCGGGGCAUGACAGCAGGGCCUUUGACGAUUCACUGGAGAUGCGGUUUGACUGCUGAGCUCCCGCCCCCUUCUUCUGGUCGGUUGUCGCGCACAUUCCCCCCCCCGCCCUCCGCCCACCAGGGUGCUGCAGGGGGCGGAGCUAGAACAAAGGCAGCUAAAGUGACAGGCAGGUGAUGAGGGUCACCAGCUGAAGCAGUGGCGGCGCCCUCCGUCCAUCGCCCGCAUCUGCACCGCAGCGCCGCAGAGAGAGAGAGAGGACGUGUAGCGUCUGUUUCUGUUCUCUUGUGUAAUAAUGUGUAGAGCAUGUUGUGUAGCUAAGUCGCAACUGUGUCUGCGUGUGUGUGUGUGUGUGUGCGUGCGUGCGUGUGUGUGUGUGUGUGAGGGGGACGUUGUUGUUUGGAGAUAAACGUUAUUCGCAGGAACAGAGACGUCAUCAUCAUCAUCAGAGAACGGUGUAAUUUAUAUAAAAAGAAAGAACUUUUCUACAUGGACUCACUUUUCAUUCACGACGAUUUUUUAUGAGUUACGCUGCAAUAACGACACAGGAACGCCAAGACUGUAACCAGAGGAUUUUCACACGGCUCCAUUUGGAUUUCGCUGUCUUUCAAAAAGUGGAGCAAUUUUCCACCUAACAAAAGAAUCACUUCAAAAAAUCCACGUUAGUUUAAGUCUACGACGUCUUUAAGAGCACGUUCACGUCUUUAUCUCACAGAUUUUUCCAACAGGAAACUGAAGUUUGUAAACCACUCACUCAGAGAAAAUCAGUGAUUUUAGCUUGCGGGGACACAUGAGCUGCUGGUCUACUGCUGCCUCGUGUGGUCACUUUGUGUCACUGAGGUUAAUCUUGACAAAUAAGACAUUUGAACUUAGUGAUGGAGGCAGCAGUGGAUCAACAAUUCCUGUGUGCUGUGAUGGUAAAUUGUUGAUUUUCUCUAUGGAGUGUGGGAGAGAUAUUUCAGUUUCUAAGAAUUAAGACUUUUUCCCCCUGAAUUCUGGCUUAUUGUUAUUUUGUUUCCAUAAAUGUACACACAUGACCCUCUUCCUUCAAACAUCUCAAACUUUGUUAACCACUGGUGGAAAAGUCGGGCGUGGGAGAUUGAGCGUUUUACAAAGUGACGCAGACUUAAUUUUCCAGUUCCAGCAAAAUUAAGUCUCUAAUCUUAAAUUGUCUUAGAUUUAAGCAGGUGUGGAUUUAAAGUGAGUCAAAAAACCUGAAGUCUCCCCUUAAACUGCAAGAACCAGGAUGUCAAGUCUGUUAGAUUUCAUCAUUGCUAACGUUUAGGGGAGAAAAAAACCAUAUUUAUUUGUUUAAAAAAUAUAUAUAUUUUUUAAAUUGAAAUAGAAUUUUCUGAACCGUAUUGUGAAAAUCUCUGCUUAUGUCCUCGUUUCCUGUCCUUGCAGGAAGUGUUUGGUUUGUGGAAGCUGCUAAAAAAACAAAAACACCCCCACAGUUUCCUUCAGUUGUCGUCCUCUCUUAAAGGAACAUUCACAGUAUUUAUCGGACCUUCCCGACACGUGGGAGCUUCAGUUAGUCCUCGUCCCACCUGUUGAUCCACUCUGGACCGUUUGUGUCUCGUGUCUCCAGACGCUCGUCGUUCUCGUCGGGGCAUUUGAAAAACCUGUAAUAUAACUGUAACAUAUUUCCACAAAAAAGAAAGAAAAACCAAAACUUA
Solea solea (common sole) is the source of this 4559-nucleotide messenger RNA. RefSeq names its product E3 ubiquitin-protein ligase MSL2-like. Gene Ontology annotation, cellular component: MSL complex. The transcript has 3 exons. The record is from RefSeq and is a predicted model, not a curated record. The coding region runs from base 1128 to 2942 and encodes 604 amino acids. Gene Ontology annotation, molecular function: ubiquitin protein ligase activity. NCBI's taxonomy places the organism in Eukaryota, Metazoa, Chordata, Actinopteri, Pleuronectiformes, Soleidae.